Molecule: messenger RNA, 2211 nt
Organism: Phragmites australis (common reed)
Lineage: Eukaryota; Viridiplantae; Streptophyta; Magnoliopsida; Poales; Poaceae
Exons: 5
Coding region: 450-1895 (481 amino acids)
Source: RefSeq, a predicted model, not a curated record
GGGGAAGAAGAGACUGACUGUUGGAACAGAGAGAGAGAAGCUGAAAGGUGUGCUCCCACCACCCCCGCUCUCUCAUCCUUCCGACCUCCCCCCGCAUUAUUUUCUCUCUCCCCCGUCGCCGCCUCCCCCCGCAUUAUUUUCUCUCUCCACUUCCUAGCUCUUCCUCUGAUCUGUCUGCUUCCCUGCUGCGCGCUUGCUCUCCCCCCUCCCCAUGUCCACUUCCCCAUUCUGACACCGCACGAACAGAGCUCACCAAGAGAAAAAAGUGAAGAAGGCAAGCUAGGCGGGACGGCAACGUGCUUGCCAUUUUCGUGAGGAGUUGAUGCUCGGUGUACCUUCUACUGCGAGAAGGGCAGCUAUGCAUGUCAAGACACAAAUAUAGCCUCACUUGAUUACACUGCACGGGUGGUUGAACACUCAAGAUAUAAUUGAUUCUACUGAUUCAGAGUAUGGGUUCAAGGUUUCCAUCACAUCAACUGAGCAAUGGCCUGUAUGUUUCUGGCCGACCUGAGCAGCCUAAGGAGAAGGCCCCAAUCAUUUGCUCCACUGCAAUGCCAUAUACUGGUGGUGACAUCAAGAAAUCUGGAGAGCUGGGGAAGAUGUUUGAUCUCCAUGUUGAAAAGUCAAGAAAAUCUGGUCCUCUAGGCAACGCGCCUUCAAGGAAUACUUCAUUUGGAGGUGCUGCUUCAAACUCUGGACCUGUCUCCAACGCCGGUGGUCGGUCCAACUACUCUGGUUCUCUUUCAUCUUCAGUUCCUGGUGCCGGCGGAUCAGCCAGAGCUAAAUCAAACUCUGGACCGCUCAAUAAGCAUGGAGAACCAACAAAGAGGUCAUCUGGUCCUCAGUCUGGGGGUGUGACCCCAAUGGCUCGACAGAAUUCUGGACCCCUCCCUCCUGUGCUUCCUACAACUGGGCUCAUCACAUCUGGGCCCAUCUCAGGGCCUCUAAAUUCAUCUGGUGCUCCGAGAAAAGUAUCUGGGCCACUUGAUUCCGCCGCAUCCAUGAAAAUGCGGGCCACUUCCUUUGCUCACAAUCCGGCUGUUACUAAUCUCAACACUGAAGUUGGUUACUCAAUUCAGGGAAGCUUUCCGAAGCCAAUACUCUGGGCUGUGAGUCUGCUCUUUGUGAUGGGUUUCAUAGCAGGUGGCUUCAUUCUUGGUGCUGUUCACAAUGCAAUUUUGCUGAUAGUUGUUGUGGUGAUAUUUGGUUUUGUUGCUGCACUUUUGAUUUGGAAUGCUUGCUGGGGAAGGAGAGGCACAAUUGGGUUUGUUAAUCGCUAUCCUGAUGCUGAUCUCAGAACUGCCAAAGAUGGACAGUAUGUAAAGGUUACAGGGGUUGUUACUUGUGGAAAUUUCCCCCUCGAGUCCUCAUUCCAGAGGGUUCCAAGAUGCGUGUACACUUCUACUUGCUUGUAUGAGUACAGGGGUUGGGAUUCCAAAGCUGCCAACACCGAGCAUCGCCGUUUUACCUGGGGUUUGCGUUCAAUGGAGCGACAUGUGGUUGAUUUCUACAUCUCAGAUUUUCAAUCUGGCCUUCGAGCAUUAGUUAAAAGUGGAUGUGGUGCACGGGUGACCCCUUAUGUUGAUGAAUCUGUUGUAAUUGACAUCAACCCUGAUAACAAGGAUAUGUCCCCUGAAUUUUUGAGAUGGCUAAGGGAAAAAAACCUUUCAAGCGAUGAUCGGAUAAUGCGCCUAAAAGAAGGAUACAUUAAGGAAGGCAGCACCUUGAGUGUGAUGGGGGUUGUCCAAAGGAAUGACAACGUGCUGAUGAUAGUUCCUCCAUCGGAGCCUAUCUCGACUGGUUGCCAGUGGGCCAGGUGCGUCCUCCCAACAAACCUUGACGGGCUAGUCCUGAGAUGCGAAGAUACUUCAAAUAUCGAUGUCAUACCAGUUUAGCAAACUGUGUGCUGGAAGAGUCACUGCCAAAGAAAAAGUGCUUAUUAAAUCUUUCGACUUUGGAUUUGUUUCGUGGAAUGUUAGAAUUGAGAGAAAUUUGCAAAUGCUGGGUGUGAUUAUGGCAGGUUGAGGGUGGUUGGUUAAGGUGGGAUUUGGCUGUAUAGUCUUUUUAAUGUGUUUUAUUCUUUCUUUUUUCCUUUCUUUUUUUUUUUUCUAUUUUCAGCUAUGAGCUCAAUACUUGUGUAAUGAUGCUUGAUUACUUGUAUGGUGCUGUUUGGAGGUUUAGUAUAAUUGAGUUCAUGUCCUUUUAGUGUGA